Catharus ustulatus (Swainson's thrush) is the source of this 783-nucleotide messenger RNA. RefSeq names its product prefoldin subunit 4 (gene PFDN4). Gene Ontology annotation, biological process: protein folding. NCBI's taxonomy places the organism in Eukaryota, Metazoa, Chordata, Aves, Passeriformes, Turdidae. The record is from RefSeq and is a predicted model, not a curated record. Gene Ontology annotation, cellular component: prefoldin complex; cytoplasm. Bases 83 to 490 code for a protein of 135 amino acids. The transcript is spliced from 4 exons.
GCCCGUUUCCUGGCGUUUUUUCUCGUCUUUCUUCUUUUUGCCGUGGCCGCUCUGCGCGGAGGGCGGAUGGUUCGGCCGCAACAUGGCGGCCACCAUGAAGAAGGCGGCUGCAGAAGAUGUCAAUGUCACCUUUGAAGAUCAACAGAAAAUUAACAAGUUUGCAAGAAACACCAGCAGGAUCACAGAGCUGAAAGAAGAAAUAGAAGUGAAAAAGAAGCAGCUGCAGAACCUGGAGGAUGCCUGUGAUGACAUCAUGCUGCUGGAUGAUGCUGAUUCCCAGCUGAUCCCCUACCAGAUUGGGGAUGUCUUCAUCAGUCAUUCCCUGGAGGAGACCCAGCAGAUGCUGGAGGAGGCAAAGAGGAGUUUACAAGAGGAAAUUGAAGCCCUGGAAUCCCGAGUGGAGUCCAUCCAGAGGGUGUUGUCUGACCUCAAAGUUCAGCUCUAUGCAAAGUUUGGGAAUAACAUAAAUCUGGAGGCUGAGGACAGUUAAAGCUUUUCUAAACACAACACCCAACUUUUCCUUAGGUUAUUAAAUGUUUUGAUAACACUGCUGCAAUUACAUUUGAGAAAAGAAAAUCCAUCCCUUUCUUUUUGUUGGUUUGGUGUUGGUUUUUUUUUUUUUUUUACUUUCCUGUCAAGUUCUGUAUAUAUAAGAACUUUCUUAUUUUGGUAUUGCAGUUAUUUAUUUAUUCAGGACAACAGUGACUUCACAUGGUUGGUAAAACAUCAAGAUUGGAAUAUUUGCAUUGUUUAUUAAGGCAAUAAAGCCAGGCAUGUAUUGGA